UCUGGCCAAAUUUCCAAAUGUCAUCAUAUUGUGAAUUGGCAGCCAUUUUUCGAACAAGAAAAACGGUACCCGCAACGAAGGUUCUUACAUUCGGCAACACUGCCCUGUAAGUUGAAAACGAAGACGGCCACAUUGCCUGCAAAAAUUUGCUGUUUCGUAAUCGGAGCGCGUUCACCUUAAUUACUUUCUUUACGGGCAAAUUAUAAAAAAAUCGAGAAAAUGUUCUCUGCCGCACGUACGGCCUUAAGCAGGUCAGAUAAGAAAGUUAUAUCACUACUUGCCCAAAGCCAACGCGAGUACGCCAAGGCUGCCGCUAAGGCUGCUGUUGGUAAUGGCAAAAUUGUGGCUGUUAUCGGUGCCGUCGUCGAUGUCCAAUUCGAGGAUCAAUUGCCCCCAAUUUUGAAUGCCUUGGAAGUUGACAACCGCUCUCCCCGUUUGGUGUUGGAAGUAGCCCAGCACUUGGGUGAGAACACUGUCCGUACUAUUGCUAUGGACGGUACUGAAGGUUUGGUUCGUGGACAAAAGGUCAACGAUACUGGCUACCCAAUCCGUAUUCCUGUCGGUGCUGAAACUUUGGGCCGUAUCAUCAACGUCAUCGGUGAACCCAUCGAUGAACGUGGUCCCAUCCCCACCGACAAGACCGCCCCCAUCCACGCUGAAGCCCCCGAAUUCGUGGACAUGAGCGUCGAACAAGAAAUCUUGGUUACCGGUAUCAAGGUCGUCGAUUUGCUUGCUCCCUACGCCAAGGGUGGUAAGAUUGGUCUGUUCGGCGGUGCUGGUGUCGGCAAGACUGUAUUGAUUAUGGAACUUAUCAACAAUGUCGCCAAGGCUCAUGGUGGUUACUCCGUAUUCGCUGGUGUCGGUGAACGUACCCGUGAAGGUAACGAUUUGUACAAUGAAAUGAUUGAAUCCGGUGUCAUUUCCCUUAAGGACAAGACCUCCAAGGUAGCUCUUGUCUACGGUCAAAUGAACGAACCCCCAGGCGCCCGUGCUCGUGUCGCUUUGACUGGUUUGACCGUUGCCGAAUACUUCCGUGAUCAAGAAGGCCAAGAUGUAUUGCUUUUCAUUGACAACAUUUUCCGUUUCACCCAGGCUGGUUCUGAGGUAUCUGCCUUGUUGGGUCGUAUUCCAUCUGCUGUCGGUUACCAACCAACCUUGGCCACUGAUAUGGGUUCUAUGCAGGAACGUAUUACCACCACCAAGAAGGGUUCCAUCACUUCUGUCCAGGCCAUUUAUGUACCUGCUGACGAUUUGACUGAUCCUGCCCCAGCCACCACAUUCGCUCACUUGGACGCCACCACUGUAUUGUCCCGUGCUAUCGCCGAAUUGGGUAUCUACCCAGCUGUGGAUCCUCUUGAUUCCACCUCACGUAUUAUGGAUCCCAACAUCAUUGGCCACACUCACUACAACGUUGCUCGUGGUGUCCAAAAGAUCUUGCAAGAUUACAAGUCCCUUCAAGAUAUCAUUGCUAUCUUGGGUAUGGAUGAAUUGUCUGAAGAAGACAAAUUGACUGUCGCCCGUGCCCGUAAGAUCCAACGUUUCUUGUCCCAACCUUUCCAAGUCGCUGAAGUUUUCACCGGUCAUGCCGGUAAAUUGGUGCCCCUCGAAGAAACCAUCAAGGGCUUCAGCCAAAUCUUGGCUGGUGAAUACGAUCACCUUCCCGAAGUUGCUUUCUACAUGGUUGGCCCCAUUGAAGAAGUCGUCGAAAAGGCCGAGCGUCUCGCCAAGGAAGCCGCUUAAGCGUCGUCACCAUUACCAUCUUCUUCAACAUAACCUAUAAAAUCAACAUUAGUUCUAGAACAAAAAACAACCAACAACACAGUUAUAAUUCAAUAAUUGAAUUAAAAUACAACAUAGCCCGAAGGAUUGCUGCCAUCAGACAAUUGGAAAACCUUCCUCAAUCUGUAAUUGUUCGUUUAAAACGAUUUCGUAAGAGAAAAAUGAAAUGUUAUUUAACUUAAAGUGCUGAUAAAACAUGAUUAUAAUAUCUUCGGAAACAGAAAAAAUGUAUGCUAAAACAAAACGAAAAUCAUAAUAAAAACUAAAAAACAAAAAAAAA
Musca vetustissima is the source of this 2059-nucleotide messenger RNA. It is a transcript of the gene ATPsynbeta, whose product is annotated as ATP synthase subunit beta, mitochondrial. Gene Ontology annotation, biological process: proton motive force-driven mitochondrial ATP synthesis; proton transmembrane transport. Gene Ontology annotation, molecular function: ATP binding; ATP hydrolysis activity; proton-transporting ATP synthase activity, rotational mechanism. NCBI's taxonomy places the organism in Eukaryota, Metazoa, Arthropoda, Insecta, Diptera, Muscidae. Bases 220 to 1740 code for a protein of 506 amino acids. The transcript is spliced from 2 exons. The record is from RefSeq and is a predicted model, not a curated record.